Messenger RNA from Bursaphelenchus okinawaensis, 1328 nucleotides. The record is from the annotation of a GenBank genome assembly. Lineage: Eukaryota; Metazoa; Nematoda; Chromadorea; Rhabditida; Aphelenchoididae.
AUGUCUCAACCGAUGAAGACGGAGCCGGACUCGGAAUCAGAAAUUAUUGUGUAGGAUAAUAUCGAUUUAUUUGUUUCUCGAUUAUUGAGUUAAAAAUAACCAAUAGUAUUGAUUCUACACUUUGUUGAAAACUUAUUAUUUAAAAUUUUUUAGUCCAGAACCCGAGACUUCCUCGCCUGGAAAGAGUGGGGUUAGUGUAGUCACAUCCACCAAAAACAACAAAGAUUACCAGAACAGUCUGUUGGACGAGACCAUCAACAGUGUCGCUCAUCGAACACCUGCGAAUGAAGUCCCAGCAGAAGCAGAUUUGUACGAUGAGGCAAGUUUUUAAGCUUUAUCAAUUAUUUUUAGAUUUUUACACACAAAAUGAUAAGGGAAAGGCUUAUUUUAGGUAUCAAACGCCUAAUUUAAGUAAGAUUUAAGGACGAAAAAUGAAACUGAUUAAACUAAAAAUUUAUACUUGCGUUUUCAGCCGCGAUAUUUCACUCACACCGACGUUCCUAAAGCCAGAAGGCUGGCGUUUCGAGAAGAUCUGGAUGAAAACACUAUUCUGAAUGCCGUUAUCGCAGACGAAGCCUACAUUGACACAUCAGACUUAGCUCAGCGAGUUCUUUAUGAACUAAAGCAGUACUCUAUACCUCAAUCUUUGUUCGCCGAGAAGAUCUUGUGCCGAAGUCAAGGAACACUGUCAGAUUUGUUGAGGAAUCCAAGGCCGUGGACAGAGAUGAAGUCAGGGAAAGAGACCUACCGAAGGAUGUUCAACUGGCUGCAGCAGCCUUUACAUGUCAGACUGUCGAUUUUGAAUCUGUACGAUAUUAGUGGAGUUCCUCCAAACGCCUUGAAGCCUCUCCCACCGCCUGAUCUCAAGAGGAAAAUGCAACCGCCAUCUCCAGAACAUUCUCCAAACACUUCGACGUCGUCCUGGGUUCCCACAAAGAAACAGAGAUUCUUGUUCACGGAGAAGCAGAAGUCAACAUUGAACACCAUUUUCAAUGCUUAUCCUAGGAUUUCAAAGGAUUUACAGGCAAGUAUUGAAACAUAAUUGUGUUUGAUCAUUUUAGGUAUCAAAAUCUAUUUUUCCAUCAAAAACUAAAUGUUGCUGAGUUAUAAAACUAGUAAAUAUUUAUAGCACCCUCACGGUUAGUCAUUUUCAGGACAAAAUCGCAGAUAAACUGGGGAUCGACACAAACACAGUAGGCAACUUCUUCAUGAAUGCACGACGGAGAAGCAAGAUUCAACAGCAGCGACGACCAGAGUACGAACACGAGUACGUCACAGAGCAAUAUGAGGACGAACCCGUGGAUGUGACAGAGCUAUCCAAUGUAUAA